GAUAACCUGAGGGUGAAGCCGCAAAGAUGCCGGCGCUCAAGUUUGUCAGAUCUGUUUGGGAGUCGUUCCGUGCCAAUUCCGGCCUGGAGCCAAGAUUGUUGGAUGGCCUUCGCGUCACAUCCGCAACUCCUGGCCGCGUCAAGUUUGAACUUGAUAUUCAAAAGGAACAUACUAACCGACUGAACAUUCUCCAUGGAGGCACAAUAGCCAGUAUGGUCGAUCUCGGUGGCUCUCUGGCUGUAGCAUCUCAGGGUCUCUUCGCUACAGGCGUGUCAACCGAUCUCAACGUUACCUACCUGUCGUCAGGAGGUAAGAUCGGUGACUUGAUCAAAGCUGAGGUGACUUGCGAUAAGUUCGGCAAAACACUGGCAUACACGUCAAUCAACUUCAGCAACAGCAAGGGCGAAGUGUUUGCGCGAGGAAGCCAUACGAAGUAUGUGGCUUUAGCAUGGAAAGACCCCAACAAUAUCGUAGAGCAGCUUUCGCCGAAGAAGAGUGAGAAGAAGGACUAAUUCUGUUGUACCCUUUCGCUCUCUUGUCGUGUUGACAUGGCGAUGUGUUCGAUGAACAUCUUGUACUCUACAGGUCAUGAAGACAGGCGAAUAUACCGAG
Messenger RNA from Macroventuria anomochaeta, 612 nucleotides. RefSeq names its product acyl-coenzyme A thioesteras-like protein 13. Gene Ontology annotation, molecular function: fatty acyl-CoA hydrolase activity. NCBI's taxonomy places the organism in Eukaryota, Fungi, Ascomycota, Dothideomycetes, Pleosporales, Didymellaceae. The transcript has 6 exons. The record is from RefSeq and is a predicted model, not a curated record. The coding region runs from base 27 to 512 and encodes 161 amino acids.